AUGAGUUCAGUACGCUUCACAACUGUGGGCGUAAUGCGACCUCCAAAACCUCCUUGCUGGAGAGAUUUCGUCUCGUCCUCGCCAAAAAGCAUUCAUUCAGAUGGUGUGGAAGUACUAGAUGCUUCGAGCCGAGCUCUAGGUGCUCUCUCGCCUGUCGCAGAUUUACUGGAAACGUCCAGAGUGACGGUGUCUUUGUCGGGAAACAAACCCAGCCGGCUCGUCAGACGUCCACGGGCAAGGAUUCAUCGUACCAGAAGUGAACAUAUCAUACGAGCCGAAGAUCUACCUCAGAACGCAUUUACCGCGACACUGGCAGACGCAGAUCCUAAAGGGUUGCGGGUUCGAAUCCCAGAUGGCCGACUGUAUGUAGAAGAAAACAACAGACGCUGCCAGAACUGGUUAGCGGGAGUUGAAGCUGCCGAACCUUUGGACGAUGUUGACUACAACGACCAUCAGCGGCCAUUUUCAUCACAUGUUCAAGAAAUACUGCAUGUCGGGUCAGAAAGUUCCAACACACAGAAAACCGAAAACUCACAGAAACACAGUUCUCACUCCUCAGGGAAAGAUCCCGGUUCAGUCUACGAACUGCCACAAAAUGUAGACGUUGAAAUACCGGAAGAAACGUUUAUGUGGGAAACAUCCAGCAAGGCUCGUUCUACAGUUUCAGACGAGGAGAUGAGUGGAACUUUCAGAGACAUAGAGAUGAGUGGAACAUUCAAAGACAUACUAUCCCAAGGGGACUGUGAGAAGAUUUCGGAGAUUCCUGUGUACCCUGGUACAUGUUCUACACACAGUACUCAAUCUCUGGCACAAAGUCCAGCUUUAAAUUCAAAACAAGAAACUGAGACUGCAAAAGGCAGUGAAGUAACGAAGGGCGAUAACGCUUACGAGAGCGAUUCUGGUGAUUGUACAACGCAGGAGGUCAAAUGUGAUAAAAGGACCGGUGAUAACACAUUUAAACAUUGCUGUUGUGGUCCCGAUAACACCGAGUCAUCUUCAGAGGCGGACUAUAACUGUUGCCGAUGUCAGGAGGCAUCCGAUAGAUUCGGUGACAGUCGGCUGAAUCACGUAAAUACACAAGAUCAAGGUGUUUUAACUGCGGAUUCACGUGUAUCAUUACCACCUGACAGCGGUAGCUUGGUGUCAAGGCGAGUCAUUGGUGAUUCUCAACUGUGGGCAUUGGACUUGUCCACUUGUGACUGA
Molecule: messenger RNA, 1203 nt
Organism: Candidula unifasciata
Lineage: Eukaryota; Metazoa; Mollusca; Gastropoda; Stylommatophora; Geomitridae
Source: the annotation of a GenBank genome assembly